AUGAGUCUUUCCGUGAAUUUCAACAAACAUUCUCAAGCACUUUCGUCAACCUAUAGAGAUGUUAGAGAUGGUGAUAUAGAUAAAUGGGUAAUUUAUAGUUAUGAAAAAGGAGGAAAUAAUGAUCUAAAGGUUUUGAAUACCGGAGAUGGAGGACUUGAUGAAUUACAAGAGGAAUUUGAUGAUGGCAAAAUUCAAUAUGCAUAUGUGAAAGUAAAGGAUCCCAACACGGAAUUAGCUAAGAUUGUGCUUAUUGGUUGGUGUGGUGAUGGUGUACCGGAAGCAAAAAAAGGAUUUUUUAAUUCACAUUUGAAUGAGGUUUCUGAAUUUUUAAAGGGGUAUCAUCUCAAAAUAAAUGCUAGGUCUGAGAGUGAUAUUGAUCCAUCAUAUAUAAUGAAGCGUAUCGAAGAAAGUGGCGGAUCUAAAUAUUCUAUUAAUAUUAAUAAGAAUGCUCCCCCACCAAAGCCAGAACCUAUUUUACCAGUGAAAUCAGUAUAUCAACCUGAAAAAAUACCAAAUAUUACUGAAUUGCAACGAAAGGCCCCUCGAGAGAAAAUCGAGCCUGUGAGAUCGGUUUACGAACCUAUUAAAAUACCAAAUAUGAAUAAAUUGAGGCGAAACGCUCCUCAAGAGAAAAUCGAACCAGUGAAAUCAUCAUAUCAACCUGUUCAGGUACCAGAUAUAAGUGAAUUACAACAAAGUGCACCUCAAGAAAAAAUUGAACCUGUCCGCUCCACAUAUCAACCUGUUCAGAUACCAAAUAUAAGUGAAUUACAACAAAGUGCACCUCAAGAAAAAAUUGAACCUGUCCGCUCCACAUAUCAACCCGUUCAGAUACCAAAUAUAAGUGAAUUACAACGAAGUGCACCUCAAGAAAAAAUUGAACCUGUCCGCUCUGCAUAUAAACCUGUACAACCCCCAAAACCAAAACCACUUAAUAAUGCACGUUUGGCGUUUUUAAAUGCGGGAAAAGAAACAGAGCCACCUGCUUCAGAAUAUCGACGAGAACGUGAUGAACGUGAAAAAGCUGAACGUGAGAAAGCAAAACGCGAAGAGCAAGAACGCUUGCGACAGGAACGUGAAAAUACUGAUCGUGAGAAACGCGAACGUGAGCAAUUAGAGCGUGAGGAACGGGAACGUGAACAAUUAGAGUGUGAGGAAUGGGAACGCGAACAAUUGGAACGUGAAGAACAAGAACGCGAACAAUUCGAGC
Molecule: messenger RNA, 1210 nt
Organism: Dentiscutata heterogama
Lineage: Eukaryota; Fungi; Glomeromycota; Glomeromycetes; Diversisporales; Gigasporaceae
Source: the annotation of a GenBank genome assembly